Messenger RNA from Oryctolagus cuniculus (rabbit), 4155 nucleotides. RefSeq names its product nucleotide binding oligomerization domain containing 2 (gene NOD2). Lineage: Eukaryota; Metazoa; Chordata; Mammalia; Lagomorpha; Leporidae. Gene Ontology annotation, molecular function: protein binding. The record is from RefSeq and is a predicted model, not a curated record. Gene Ontology annotation, biological process: regulation of apoptotic process.
GGCGGGGCCGAGCCUCGCGGAGCGGGAGCCGGGGCCACAGCUGGGAGUCGCGGCCCCACACCGGGCCCGGGAGGAGUCGGGGCGCCGGCGGCUGGCGGUUGUGAAAUGUGCUCUCAAGAGGCUUUCCAGGCACAGAGGAGCCAGCUGGUGGGGCUGCUGGUUUCGGGGUCCCUGGAGGGCUUCGAGAGCAUCCUGGACUUGCUGCUGUCAUGGGAAGUUCUCUCCUGGGAGGACUAUGAGGGCCUCCGCCUCGUGGGCCAGCCUCUGUCCCACUUGGCCAGGCGCCUCCUGGACACUGUCUGGAAUAAAGGCACUUGGGGCUGUCAGAAGCUCAUCGCAGCUGUCCAGGAGGCCCAGGACAGCAGCCAGUGCCCUGAGCUGCAUGGCUGCUGGGACCCCCACUCACUCCACCCAGCCCAGGACCUGCAGAGUCACCGGCCAGCCAUCGUCAGGAGACUGUACAGCCACGUGGAGGGCGUGCUGGACCUGGCGCUGGAGCAGGGCUUCAUCAGCCAGUACGAAUGUGAUGAAAUCAGGCUGCCCAUCUUCACGUCAUCCCAGAGGGCAAGAAGGCUGCUCGAUCUUGCCACAGUGAAGGCAAAUGGGCUGGCUGCCUUCCUUCUGCAACAUGUUCAGAAGUUGCCGGUCUCACUGUCCCUGCCCUUUGAAGCUGCCGCGUGUAAGAAGUACAUGUCCAAGCUGCGGACCAUAGUAGCUGCACAGUCUCGCUUCCUCAGCACCUAUGAUGGAGCAGAGAACCUCUGCCUGGAGGACAUAUACACAGAGAACACCCUGGAGGUCCGGACCGAGGUGGGCAUGGCUGGACCCCUGCACAAGAGCCCCGCCGCCCUGGGCCUGGAGGAGCUCUUCAGCCCCAACGGCCACCUUAAUGAAGAUGCGGACACCGUGCUCGUGGUGGGCGAGGCAGGCAGUGGCAAGAGCACACUCCUACAGCAGGUGCACUUGCUGUGGGCCACGGGGCAGGACUUUCAGGAAUUUCUCUUUGUCUUCCCAUUCAGCUGCCGGCAGCUGCAGUGUGUGGCCAGACCGCUGUCUGUAAUGACGCUGCUCUUUGAACAUUGCUGCUGGCCCGAUGUUGGCCAACAGGAUGUCUUCCAGUUCCUCCUGGACCACCCUGACCGCAUCCUCUUGACCUUUGACGGCUUUGAUGAGUUCAAGUUCAAGUUCACGGACCAUGAGCGUCACUGCUCUCCAACUGACCCCACGUCUGUCCAGACUCUGCUCUUCAACCUUCUGCAAGGCAACCUCCUAAAGAACGCCCGCAAGGUGCUGACCAGCCGUCCGGAUGCGGUGUCAGCGUUCCUUAGGAAGUAUGUCCGCACUGAGUUCAACCUCAAGGGCUUCUCAGAGGAGGGCAUCGAGCUGUACCUGAGGAAGUGCCAUCGUGAGCCUGGGGUGGCAGAUCGCCUCAUCCACCUGCUCCAAACAACUUCAGCCCUGCAUGGUUUGUGUCACCUUCCUGUCUUCUCGUGGAUGGUGUCUAAAUGCCACCAGGAACUGUUGCUGCAGGACGGGGGGUCCCCAAAGACCACCACGGAUAUGUACCUGCUGAUCUUGCAGCAUUUCCUGCGGCAUGCCUCCCUCCCAGACUCAGCCUCCCAGGGCCUGGGGCCCAGCCUCCUUCAAGGAAGGCUCCCCACCCUCCUGCGCCUCGGCCAACUGGCUCUCUGGGGCCUGGGCAUGUGCUGCUACGUGUUCUCAGCCCAGCAGCUCCAGGCAGCGCAGGUUGACCCUGAUGACAUUUCUCUGGGCUUCCUGGUGCAAGCCCAAGGCGUCGUGCCGGGAAGCACAGCGCCCCUCGAAUUCCUGCACAUUACUUUCCAGUGCUUUCUUGCUGCCUUCUACUUGGUACUCAGCACUGAUGUGCCAACAGCCUCCCUCAGAUACCUCUUCAACUGUCGCAGGCCUGGCAGCUCGCCGCUGUCCAGGCUGCUGCCCAGGCUGUGCGUCCAGGGCUCGGAGCACAAGGAAAGCACCGUGGCGGCUUUGCUACAGAAGACUGAGCCGCACAACCUUCAGAUCACAGCAGCCUUCCUGGCUGGCCUGUUGUCCCGGGAGCACCGGGACCUGCUGGCUGCGUGCCAGGCAUCUGAGAGGAGCUUGCUCCGGCGCCGGGCCUGUGCCCGCUGGUGUCUGGCCCGCAGCCUCCACAAGCACUUCCGGUCCAUCCCACCAGCCGUGCCGGGGGAGGCCAAGAGCAUGCACGCCAUGCCCGGGUUCCUCUGGCUCAUCCGGAGCCUGUACGAGAUGCAGGAGGAACGGCUGGCCCAGGAGGCUGUGCGCGGGCUGAAUGUUGAGCACCUCAAGCUGACGUUUUGUGGCGUGGGCCCUGCUGAGUGUGCCGCCCUGGCCUUCGUGCUGCGCCACCUCCGGCGGCCUGUGGCCCUGCAGCUGGACCACAACUCCGUGGGUGACAUUGGUGUGGAGCAGCUGCUGCCUUGCCUCGGGGCUUGCAAGGCCCUCUAUCUGCGAGAUAACAAUAUCUCAGACCGAGGCAUUUGCAAGCUCAUCGAACAUGCUCUUCACUGUGAACAACUGCAGAAGUUGGCUCUGUUCAACAACAAGCUGACCGAUGGCUGUGCCCACUCCGUGGCCCAGCUCCUUGCGUGCAAGCAGAACUUCUUGGCAUUGAGGCUGGGGAAUAACCACAUCACCGCUGAAGGAGCCCAGGUGCUGGCCGAGGGGCUCCGAGACAACAGCUCCUUGCAGUUCCUGGGGUUCUGGGGCAACAAAGUGGGUGACAAGGGGGCCCAGGCCCUGGCAGAAGCCUUGAGUGACCAUCAAAGCUUGAAAUGGCUCAGCCUGGUGGGGAACAACAUUGGCAGUGUGGGUGCCCAGGCCUUAGCAUCGAUGCUGGAGAAGAACGUGGCACUAGAAGAACUCUGCCUGGAAGAGAACCAUCUCCAGGAUGCAGGUGUGUGUUCUCUCGCAGAAGGACUAAAGAGGAAUUCAAGUUUGAAAGUCUUGAAGCUGUCCAACAAUUGCAUCACCUUUGUGGGGGCAGAAGCCCUCCUGCAGGCCCUGGCAAGCAAUGACACCAUCCUGGAAGUCUGGCUCCGCGGGAACCCUUUCUCUCCAGAGGAAAUGGAGGCGCUCAGCCACAGGGACAGCAGACUCUUGCUGUGACGUCUGUGCGUUUGGCCCCCAGGAGCUGCGUCCCGUCUGGCAGUGGCCCAUUCCGACUGAGCUCUGUCCUGCCCAGAAGGACAGAGCUUCCUCUGUCCUUCCUCUGGAAGAGCCGGGAGCCCAGGAGUCUUCCCCAACAGGCUUCUCCCAGGCCUAGUGUUGCCUUCGAGUGCCUCCCAAGAUUCAGCCGAUGGGCAUACAAGAGGCACUGCAGGGUUCUGAUGUGGGUCAGUGGGACGUGAGCAUUAGCACAGACCCCUGCCCAUUCCUCUCAGGAAGCGGGAAGAGUAUUCAAGAAGCAACUUCCUGCCACGUCUCAACUCUUGGACGUCCGCCUAGCCAUUGUCACCUCUGGUCCUGCCACUCAGCCUGGACUGCUGCACGUGAUGAAAUCGAGAAGAUUCCUGUCCUCGGCUGUGAUAUAUCACGGAUGGCACCCCCACCCUAGACCCAGCGUCCAAGGCGGGAGGGGCUACAACUGCCCCCGCUGUCUUUUCUGGUGCUGUUGGAAGGGGACCCAUGACCGCCAUUUGUUCCUCAAGACAUUCUGGAUUUGCACAAAAGAUACAAGCACACUCCAGCUGAGAUCACAGGGGGACUUUCCUUUCCAGUGGAAUCAAUUGCUCCUCAGUGUGGCCUUGAGAAACAGCUCCUCAUCCAAAUGCACCUUUUGAAAAUUAACCUGGGCCAGCAUCACAGAGCGCGCCAGGCUUCUGGUUGGUGUUUGUGUCCUGAAUGUUGAUGACAGGCUUCCCAGAAUGCUUUGGGACACUCAGUUAUGGAGUGAAGGUUUACAGGGCAAAAUCGGGCCCCUCCUUGUAAGCAGACGUCUCUGGGUCUUUCAAUAGGAUGCCUAUGAAACCUUCGUGAACCAUCAGGUCCUGUGUCAAAGAUGAUGACGUGUGAAAACUGUUUAAUAUUUAUAAACCACCUUGUAUUCUCUCAAGUUUAUACUUUUAUAGAAAACAUGACCAUGAACUUUGUGCUAUAAAUAAUCACAGAAAACAA